Molecule: messenger RNA, 603 nt
Organism: Grus americana (Whooping crane)
Lineage: Eukaryota; Metazoa; Chordata; Aves; Gruiformes; Gruidae
Gene: DYNLRB2
Product: dynein light chain roadblock-type 2
Exons: 4
Coding region: 55-345 (96 amino acids)
Biological process (GO): microtubule-based movement
Cellular component (GO): centrosome; cytoplasmic dynein complex; cytoplasm
Molecular function (GO): dynein intermediate chain binding
Source: RefSeq, a predicted model, not a curated record
CCCGGCGUCACUUCCGCCGCUCCGUAGCAACGACGGCACGGCGGCAGCGAGGCCAUGGCUGAAGUGGAGGAAACCCUAAAGAGGAUUCAAGCCCACAAAGGGGUUGCCGCAACUAUCGUUAUAAAUGCUGAAGGAAUUCCGAUAAGAACAACCCUUGAUAACUCUACAACAGUCCAGUAUGCAGGUCUCCUUCAUCAGCUCACCAUGAAAGCUAGGAGCACAGUGAGAGACAUUGAUCCUCAGAAUGAUCUAACCUUUCUUAGGAUCAGAUCAAAGAAACAUGAAAUUAUGGUAGCUCCAGAUAAGGAGUAUCUCCUGAUCGUUAUUCAGAACCCAUGCGAAUAGUCCUACUAUGGCAAUAUUUUUAGAGACAGUGAUGUAGUUCUACUUGUUAAACUAAUAUUACUUGUUGAUGUUUAGUAUCAAACAUAGCACUAAGUAAUUUUACAUAAAGUGUAACUGUCAUGACUGAAAUGUUGCCAAUUUAAAGUUCUCAGUUGUAGCUGCAUCAAUUUGUGUUUGAGCAAAUCAUAAUGCAUAUAUCAAAAUAUUGUAUGUUCAUCUUGAUACUCAGAAGAACAAUAAUAAAGCAAAAUGCUUAAA